Myripristis murdjan (pinecone soldierfish) is the source of this 2780-nucleotide messenger RNA. RefSeq names its product CKLF-like MARVEL transmembrane domain containing 3 (gene cmtm3). The transcript has 5 exons. NCBI's taxonomy places the organism in Eukaryota, Metazoa, Chordata, Actinopteri, Holocentriformes, Holocentridae. The record is from RefSeq and is a predicted model, not a curated record. Gene Ontology annotation, cellular component: membrane. The coding region runs from base 53 to 568 and encodes 171 amino acids.
CUGAGUCCGCUGCUUGCACUAUCUGGAUUUGAAAAGAGUAACUUUUACAACAAUGGGGGACAUCGAGACUCCCGACUCGCCUCGCCCGCAGCAGUCUGUCCUGCGCUUCAUUCUCCCGACCAAAGAGUUCAUAUUCUCUAGAAAAGGAAUGCUGCUUAUUGCUGAAGUGGUUCUGUCCUUCAUCACGUUUGUGUGCUUCGUGGCAUCCACAGCGGCAGAGCUUGUGACAGCACCUCUGCUUGAGUUCUUGGCCGCUUUCUUCGUGCUCUUCGCAUACUCCAGCAAGUUUAAUGAGAGAUUUAAAGGAUUCCACUGGCCCCUUAUGGAUUUCCUCAGAUGUGUGAUUUCCUCCAUCGUCUCUUUUAUCAUCUCCAUAUCUGCAGUGUCCAAAUACUCAGGCGGUUUCUCCAAGGCUGCUGGGGUGUUUGGGUUCCUUGCCACCAUCGUUUUUGCCUUAGAUUUUUACGUCAUUUUUAACGACCUGGCAGAUUUCCUCAAGCAAGGAGGCGAGACAAAUGAUGAAACAGUCAGGCAGCAAGAUUAUUGUACAGACUCUGAUUCAGACUGACCAGCUCACUAGAGGGAUCAUCACCAGUGGAUAUUUAUCACCAUACUGGAUAACCGAUGGCAUAAGAAAUGCACAGAGAGCCAUAGCCAAUCUGCCAUCAAUGAUCAAUGUCAUUCAUCAGCCACAGUGUACAGUACAGGUUCACUCAGAGGUCACACUGAUUAUUGAUUACUUUUUGGUUUAUCUGACAGUAAGAUUUAAAACUUUACGAAAAAAGAAGGAGUACAAUGGGAGGCAUAACAAAAAUUAUGAAAAAAAAGGGCUUUUGAGUGAACCACAGUGAUCUGCUUUGAACGAAGUACUUGUGUUGUACAUCCAAGGGAUGGAAAUAUAUUUCAAAUUUUAAUCAAGCCAAGACAUUCAGGAAAACACAUCUACAGGGAUGUGUGAGGGGUAUAUUCAUCCCCUCAGUCUUUCUGAUCACUGUAAAUAAUUUUAAAAUCCAGCCACAAAUAUUGAAAAAAUGACACAUUCACUCACUAUACAAUUUUCUCACACACGGCCAGCUUUCGAAAAGAUGUUAGCUGCCCUUUCAGGCUUAGCAUCCUUAUCCUGAUUCUGAAACUGUUAUGAAGCUGUGAAGAGUCUUUGGUCUCAUUUUAGUUUUUUUUCUGUUCACAAACUGAAAUGAUGCUUUGGUCUAAUUUUAAGGGCUUUGAUAUAUGUUUACAGCACCCACAAAUUUGUAGGAUCUACAUGGAGGAGCGUAUGAAUAAGGGCUAUUUCUGUAAUAAAGACUAUUAUUUUUUUUAUUCAUGGGGAUUUAUUAUGCCCUUACACUGAAAGUUCCACCAGCGCAAAACAGUUAUUUUAUUGAGCAAAUGUAUUGGAGACUGCAUAACUGGGUGCUUGCAUGGAAGAUAGGUAGAUACAGAUGUGGUUGCUCUUAAUGAAACAAAGUGUGUGGGUGGGGAGGGGGCAAAAUAUUUCUAAAUGUUUUAUUCAAAAACAACAAAAAACAAACAAACAAACAAACAAAAUAAUCUAUUUUAUGUUGACUGCAUGACUGAGCAGAUUGGCAGCAGGUUGGCUGGUUACACCCUCUGUCCAAUAUCCACUAUGCUUGCUGAAGAUGAAGCUUUACAGGAGUGUAUUUUUGUAAAUGCAAGAUCACACUGUUAUGAUGUGAUCACACAGUAGUAGGUACAGAUUCCCAGUGUGCCCCACCAAAUAAUUAACAUAACAAAUAACAGAGAACUGGGUCAACAGAGUUCAAGCAAGACACUCUACUGUUUACUAUCUGCACCCACAAUGUGUAUUGCAACCACUUUGGACAGUAUUAUUUAGUAAAAUGCUGAAUGUCAUAUAUGUGAAUCAGUGUGUUGUAUUGAAAAGCAUGUUUCUGUCAGUUUCUGCUUGUUGUCUCCAUACCAGCAGCUCUUGAUGUAGUUACUGAUCCUUUGUUCCCUCUGCUCACCUAAUGCCACUACUGAUUAAUUGGAAGCACUAGUGACUGUAUUUGUUAAUAUGCACUGCACUGCAUAUGUGACACGACUGCAUUAUGAAAGUAAAAUAGACUGAAUAUUAUACCAGAAAUGUUCGCAUCAGUAACCUCUAAUUUCCAUGUGGACUUUCUGUGGAGUAUUGGAGUUGAGAAAAUACUUCCAAUGUUGUUUCCAGCUAUUAUAAAUUGUGGCUAUGAUUUGAGGGUGCAGAUAAUUCACUAUGCAACUUCUGUGGACAUUUACAACAAGGGCUUAUGAUCAAAUUCUAUUAAGCACGGUGCAGCUAUGUAUAAAUGUGCAUGACCUUGAUGUGAAAAAGCUCCCACAUCGAUGCCAGCUGCUGGCUUCAUGUGCACCCGCAAAUAGAAAAGGUCCUAUUAAUGAUUAUUUGUGUGGGAUGUUAGCUGUGCAUGGAAAUGAAGCUCAAGUGCACUCAAACUACACAAGCACUGUAUGUGCAUGUGUAUGCAUAUAUCUGCGCUUAAGUUACAAGUAGGCAUAUGUAGUCAUAGUAAUGUGCCUUGUAUAUACAAUUUAGAAAAUGUUUGCAAGAAAAGAGGCCCCUUGUUUUACUACUGUAGUUUAAAUAUAAAAAUUGUUUGACGAGAAUGAUGAAUUUGGGAAAACAUUUCAGGGAAGAACUGCUCAGUCCUUUGUACAAAUGUUUAAAUAAAAAUUAAACCGUUCUCUGUAAUGUCCAAAUCACUUUAUUUAAAUCAUCACUAUAAACUAUAUUGAUGUUAAAUCUAUAGAGGUUGUUUUAAAUA